Cyprinodon tularosa is the source of this 2525-nucleotide messenger RNA. RefSeq names its product solute carrier family 7 member 7 (gene slc7a7). Gene Ontology annotation, molecular function: basic amino acid transmembrane transporter activity; L-amino acid transmembrane transporter activity. The coding region runs from base 439 to 1932 and encodes 497 amino acids. The record is from RefSeq and is a predicted model, not a curated record. Gene Ontology annotation, biological process: amino acid transmembrane transport. The transcript has 12 exons. Gene Ontology annotation, cellular component: membrane. NCBI's taxonomy places the organism in Eukaryota, Metazoa, Chordata, Actinopteri, Cyprinodontiformes, Cyprinodontidae.
AUCAUCAGCUGAUCAGAACAGCGGCUGUGAGCUGAGUCAAAACAAGAGGAAACAGCAGCACAAAGGCAGAGAAAGGAGGAACACACAGGAGGGGGGCUUAUUAUUGACUGUAACACUGAGGAGGAACCAUCAUAUCUCAAGCUGGCUCCCAUUACUGCGCAGAACCAGGACUAUAACUGAUCUCUGAUCAGAUCAUAGGGACUGGCCCUAAAGGCAGAAGCCCAAGAAAUCCAGUCAAAGUCUGGGAGAAAUACCUCAGAGUGUUCUGAGCUGCAAAGAGACUCCUCCAUGAGGCCACGUGCUGCUGAUCUGCUGCUUCUACCAGAUGGCGGGAGAUAAACACAGAUAACUGAGGGGGAAAUUUUAAUCUUCAGCCAUUUAUUGAGGACAAAAAAGACUCUAAUACAACAGGGAAAACUAAUAACUGGAACUUGAACAAUGGCAUCCUACAGCUCAGCUCCCACACAGGAAGGGACCAACGGGGGCCCAGCAUCUAUAAAAAAGGAAAGCCCAGAUGAAUCCAUGAAGCUGAAGAAGGAGAUCUCGCUCCUGAACGGGGUCUGCCUCAUCGUGGGGAACAUGAUUGGCUCUGGGAUCUUCGUCUCACCCAAGGGCGUGCUCAUCCACAGCGCCUCCUAUGGUCUAUCUCUAGUGGUGUGGACCGUCGGGGGGAUCUUCUCUGUCUUUGGGGCCCUGUGCUACGCUGAGCUGGGGACCACCAUCACCAAAUCAGGAGCCUCCUACGCCUACAUCCUGGAGGCCUUCGGCGGGUUCCUGGCUUUCAUCCGUCUGUGGACGUCCCUGCUGAUCAUUGAGCCGACCAGCCAGGCUGUCAUCGCCAUCACAUUCUCCAACUACAUGGUGCAGCCCGUCUUCCCCACCUGCAUAGCUCCAUACCUCGCCAACAGGCUACUGGCUGCCGCCUGUAUAUGUUUGCUGACCUUUGUGAACUGUGCCUACGUGAAAUGGGGAACCAGGGUGCAGGACUUCUUCACCUACGCCAAAGUCAUCGCCCUCAUAGCUGUCAUCAUCACCGGCCUGGUGAAGAUCGGACAAGGUUACACCCAGAACUUUGACGGCAUGUUCGAAGGAUCCUCUCAGGAUCCAGGACACAUCGCUCUGGCUCUGUACUCUGCUCUGUUCUCCUACUCCGGAUGGGACACACUUAACUUCGUCACAGAGGAGAUCAAGAACCCAGAGAGGAAUCUGCCCCUGGCCAUCGCCAUCUCCAUGCCCAUCGUGACAGUGAUCUACAUCCUGACCAACGUGGCUUACUACACCAUCCUCCCUAUCAACGCAAUCUUAGACAGUGAUGCCGUCGCCGUGACUUUUGCAGAUAAGGUGUUUGGUGUGAUGAACUGGACCAUCCCCUUGGCUGUGGCCCUUUCCUGCUUUGGUGGACUGAACGCCUCCAUCGUGGCGGCCUCCAGGUUGUUCUUCGUGGGCUCCAGAGAGGGCCACCUGCCUGACUUCUUGUGCAUGAUCCAUGUCCACCGCUACACUCCCAUCCCUGCCCUCCUCUUCAACGGCUUUAUGGCUCUUAUUUACCUGUGCGUGGAGGACGUCUUCCGGCUCAUCAACUAUUACAGCUUCAGCUACUGGUUCUUCGUCGGCUUAUCUAUUUUAGGGCAGCUUUAUCUUCGCUGGAAGCAGCCCGAUAGAGAGAGACCACUGAAGCUCAGUUUGUUCUACCCCAUCAUUUUCUGCCUCCUCACCGUCUUCCUGGUGGUAGUCCCCCUUUACAGCGAUACCAUCAACUCCCUGAUCGGGAUCGGCAUCGCCUUGUCAGGAGUGCCUGUUUAUUUCCUCUGCUGCUACACGCCGGCCAGUAAGAGGCCGCUGUGGCUGCGCAGCUUUAUUGCUAAAUGUGGCAUCCUGAUUCAGAAAGUGUGCUACUCUGUUCUGACGGAGAUGGACGACAAAUCAGAGUAGAGACAGAUGCUAGAGACAGAGACUGAAGACACAGAGUCUGAACUCUGGUCCACCAGCUGCUGCUAAAAGGCCUGGAGGAGAAACAUCUGGGCCCCAGCUGGACGCAGCUCUCUGGUCCAUCAGUCAUCUCCAAGUGAUUGGGACUUUUCUCACGGUGGCAGAGGCAUUUUCAGGGACAACAUUAAAAUGCACUCCAGAGGUCUUCAUGCGACCGAACAUCUCAGUCAAGAACCAUUUAAUCGUACCAAGUAUUUUGUGCAAAAUAACAGGGAAGUUUGAUUUACCUUCCAGGCUAUAAAUUAUUGAUGAAUUUGUUUAAGUGGGCAUAUUUGAAACUGAAGCACUGCUGACCACACAGCCUUGUUAUUUGCACACAGAAAGGCAAUAAAUAGAUUCAAGCGUUUUACAGGCGUUCACAUGUUUUAAAGCGUUUAUCAAAUGUUUUUUAUUGUCAGCUGUGAGAUCUGUUAAAGGGCUAUUUUUACACAAAAAAACUGCAGUCCGACUUCAACGCUGACUGUUAAGUCUGUUGGAGCUGGACCAUCUUCAGCUGUAAAGAUUUAUUUAUAAUAAAAGGACUUUACACCUUUAAA